UCCGAAAGGCACGCCAUCUUUAAACCCCAGAAGGAGCCUCUGUUCUGCGCAUCUGCGCCGGGAUAAAGAUUCAAUAUAGUCUGCGUUGUGGUGUAUUUUUUGCCUUUAUUUUGCAGUGGUGGACGGUUUAACGCACCAACUGUCCACUGUGUAUAGUCGCGGAGAGCGUUUUAGACAAGGAGAACUUGUAGUUUUGUUCACUGCCUGACUGACAUCGACAAUUUAUUGGUGAAAAACAACGGCAGAGGCGUUGUUGUUAGCCAGCCAGCUAGCUAGCUGCUAGCCCUCUGUUGUUGCCAUUAAGAUUCAGGGAGCGUUGUUCAAAAGGCGUAUUAUACCGUCUUUGUUGCCAUUUGUGCUGCUUCAUUCGGACUCGACUGCGUGGCUGCAGUAGGUCCCGACUUCUCCCCCCUCCCCUACGGCGGCCUAGCCGGAGAUGAGUGGAAGAUGUCCGUUUCGGGACUGAAGGCCGAGCUGAAGUUUUUGGAGUCCAUUUUUGACCCAAAUCAUGAACGAUUUCGAAUUAUUGACUGGAAGCCGGAUGAGCUGAGCUGCCAGUUCAACGUAACAGGGGAAAAACUGCUGAUAAUUCACUGCAACAUCACGGAGUCGUACCCCUCCACCCCUCCCAUAUGGUUUGUGGACUCCGAUGACCCGAGCCUGACCCAGGUGCUUGAGCGUCUGGAGGAUGUUCGCAAGGGCAGCACGCUGCUUCUGCAGCAGCUGAAGAGGCUGAUAUGUGACCUGUGUCGCCUCUACAACCUGCCGCAGCAUCCGGAUGUGGAGAUGCUGGACCAGCCCCUUCCAGCCGGCCCCGUCAACCAGGAACGCAAGCAUAACACCACGGAUGAGGUCACCUCAGAGGAAGAGGAGGAGGAAGAGAUGGGAGAGGACAUCGAGGACCUGGACCACUAUGAUAUGAAGGAAGAGGAGCCGGUGGAUGGCAAGAAGUCCGAGGAUGACGGCAUUGAGAAGGAGAACUUGGCCAUCCUGGAGAAGAUCCGCAAGAACCAGAGGCAGGAUCACUUGAAUGUAAGUGCGCAUUCGGGUGCGGUGUCUGGUUCAGUGCAGGCUUCUGAUAGGCUGAUGAAGGAGCUGAGAGAGAUCUACAGGUCUCAGAGUUACAAGACAGGAAUCUACUCAGUGGAGCUGGUCAACGACAGCCUGUAUGAGUGGCACGUCAAACUCAGAACGGUAGACCCGGACAGCCCUCUCCACAGUGAUCUGCAGGUCCUGAAGGAGAAGGAGGGCAUGGACUACAUCCUGCUCAACUUUUCAUACAAAGAUAACUUUCCUUUUGAUCCUCCGUUCGUGAGGGUGGUGUCCCCAGUCCUGUCUGGAGGCUAUGUCCUUGGAGGAGGUGCCCUGUGCAUGGAACUUCUAACCAAACAGGGUUGGAGCAGUGCCUAUUCUAUUGAGUCUGUCAUCAUGCAGAUCAACGCCACUUUAGUCAAAGGAAAAGCCAGAGUGCAGUUUGGAGCCAACAAGAACCAAUACAAUCUUGCCAGAGCACAGCAGUCAUACAAAUCCCUCGUGCAGAUCCACGAAAAGAAUGGCUGGUACACACCCCCUAAAGAGGAUGGAUAGGAUGGCGCUCGUGGUUGGUGAAUGAGAGCUGGGGCCGAGCGGUGUGUGUGAGCGUGUGUGUGUGUGUGUGAGCUGCGUGCUGCGUGCGUGUGUGAGUGAGUGUUCAGGUCAAUGCUUCUCCCCCAUUCUGAUUUUAUUCUUCAUUAUUUUGUCGACUGGAGCUCUUUCUACCUAUCUGUCUCAGAGGAGGUUGCCCCCUACCCAAACCUUCCUCCCCAUCUCCCCUUGCCACUUGCCCUUCACCCCCCCUCUCGGACUGUGUAAGUGGGGGUUGCG
Messenger RNA from Engraulis encrasicolus (European anchovy), 1863 nucleotides. RefSeq names its product ubiquitin-conjugating enzyme E2 Q2-like. The record is from RefSeq and is a predicted model, not a curated record. The transcript is spliced from 13 exons. NCBI's taxonomy places the organism in Eukaryota, Metazoa, Chordata, Actinopteri, Clupeiformes, Engraulidae. Bases 448 to 1587 code for a protein of 379 amino acids.